AUGCGCUUAGAGUUACUCUCUGCAGCACUGCUCGGCUGCGCGACUGCGCUCCUCGGAUCAGUCAUGGGACGGCGCGAUGGCGUCGCCCUCAUUCUGGCAGUGUUCCUCGGCGCCUUCCUGGCGGUCUUGGAAACGUGCAUAUCCAUAUCAGCCGGCCUUGACAGAGUGACCAUUCUCCGCGCAGUGUUCGGUGGUUGCGCGCGCGCGCUCGCUACCGCACUUAUCCACAUCGCCGUUGGCCGCACCUUCCUCCUUCCCUUCUCUCCCAACCUCGAGCCGGAACCGCCUACCGGAACGCGAUUACUCCCUUCCUCAAACGUCGUAACCCUCGAGCGUCAGCCCUUGGCUGCCGGUGUAUUCCUCGCCUUCCUCUCAGGAGGGGUACACCUCAUUCUCGGCGUGCCCCAACAUGCCGCGCUAGGCGCGGUGCUCGUGACUACAGCACCUUUCCUCGCCGCCCUCGUGCUAGUCGGGGCGAGUGUGGCCAAACCAGACGUGAUUGUACUGGCCAUGGCAACACCCAUGCUCCUCGUUGCCUCCUCCCUCACCCGCGACGCGCAGCUCAUCGACUGGACUCUGGCCGGGGUCAACAAGCAGUUACCUGGUCUCCCAGCUGACGCCGUCGCGCGCGACAUCCUCUGUGCGCUCGCUACCACGCUCCUCCUCCACCUGGUCGCACAUAUACACGCCCUCCUCGUCCUUAGUCCCACACUCCCACCAGCACCGCCCGCGAGCCUGUCCGGCCACCUGAGAUUACUAGUACGCGUUGUCGCGAACCCGCCAGAGCUGGACAAGCGUGUCCUCCUUCUACUGCAAGACGCUCCACCACUCCCACGCGCAUUCCGCCUAGCCGCCCUUGCUGCACCGCGCGAGCUGCGCAUCGCACUAACGGCCGUAAACUGGUGGUACACCUCCACCGCGUCCCUGGCACGAGCAGUUCCCGAGAUCGACGACGUGGAGAAGAUCUUGUCAUCGCGCCGGCGCGCACUGGGCGCCCUCCGCCUACAUCUCUUAUCCUGCUAUCAAAGCAAGUCGCAGCUGGAACUUGCCCUCAUACUCUGCACCGUGCCGCUCGAGGCAGCUCAGCAAGAGCCUUACUACCUCUUCGCGGCGCUUAUUCCCCGCAUUGCGCCCCUCUGGCCGUUCCUCGAGAUCCUGACUGCGCUAAAGAUCGACGCGAAUUUCCUCCCGGUCCCGGCACUCACCGAGUCCCACGACCUUUCGGCGCACCUCCCAUUCGAUACCCCUCCCAAGCUCGAGGCAUACGCAUCCGCCCUCGGUGGCGGGCUUGCCGCCGCCUGCUGCUACCUCGCGUGGAGCAUCCUUGACUCGUCGCCCGCACCACUUCAGCCCACUCGCGCAUAUAACUGGUCGCAGAGCGUUCACCCGGACGCCACGCCCUCGGGGACUACGCCUGGCCUUUCACCAACAGCCCCCGUCCGCACCCUUCUAGCCGCGCACACCAUCCUCUCUGCCCGUAUCAUGGGGCGAGGGAUGCUCCUCGUCUCCCUCGCGGCGUCCGCAAGCGACGACUGCGCCCGGGGCCGCGUCUACCUACCGUUAUGCGUAUUCAAGACGCAUACCGAGCUUGCGGACCUGCUACAUGGCGGCGGUGCGCCUCUACACGUCUUCGUACCCGUCCUGAGAAUGGCGGAACGCGCACGCGAAGACUCGGAGAGCAGCAUAAGCGGCCUUCCCAAGAGUGCCCGAAGUGCUAUCCGCGCCGCCAUCGCAGCCGCGUACACCCCUGCCUGCUGUCUCUGGGAGGGAGCUGGCGAGACGGGCAAGAUUUGCACGUGUAACCGCAGCCGUGCAGUCGUGCAGGCCAUCUGGGGUUCAUGA
This is a messenger RNA of Cutaneotrichosporon cavernicola, 1842 nucleotides long. RefSeq lists its product as uncharacterized. The coding region runs from base 1 to 1842 and encodes 613 amino acids. Gene Ontology annotation, biological process: biosynthetic process. The transcript is spliced from 4 exons. NCBI's taxonomy places the organism in Eukaryota, Fungi, Basidiomycota, Tremellomycetes, Trichosporonales, Trichosporonaceae. The record is from RefSeq and is a predicted model, not a curated record.